This is a messenger RNA of Rubroshorea leprosula, 664 nucleotides long. The record is from the annotation of a GenBank genome assembly. NCBI's taxonomy places the organism in Eukaryota, Viridiplantae, Streptophyta, Magnoliopsida, Malvales, Dipterocarpaceae.
ACAAGGAUUUUUAGUUAAAAAAGAAAAAAAAAUUGAGAAUUUCAUGAAAGGUCAUGAGACUAGAAAUGACAAAAUUGCAUUUUCCAGAUGUUCACACCAGUAUAGUGCCACCGCAUCAAGGACAUAGCAAAUUCUUUUUAGGGCAAAAAGAUAACGAAGUGUACUUGGCCAACAGUAGAGCAGAUGGACCUGGCAGCAGCAAAGCAGAUGCAUCCAACAGCAGCAGAGCAGAUGGAUCUGGCACUGGCAGCAGCAAAGCAUAUGCAUCCAAUAGCAGCAAAGCAUAUGCAUCCAAUAGCAGCAGUAGAGCAGAUACCUUUGGCGGCAGCAACAGCAACAAAGCAGAUGUCUUCAACAGCAGCAACAGAGCAAAUGGAUCCGAAAACAACAGUGGAGAUGGAUUCGACAGUAGCUACAACAAAGGAAACUGAGAAGGUGAGAGAUGAGUGAGCUGCAGACAAAAGAUUUGAGAGUAAGAGUGAUGAGAAUUAAAAUAAAUUAGGGUUAGGGAUAAAUGUAGGGGAAUGGGUUAGGUUGAGUUGGGUUGAAUAGUGUUGGGUUAUGUUUAAUUGUAAUUGGAUUGGAUUUGGGUUUGAAUUUGGGUUUGAGUUUGGGUUUGAGUUGAAAGGAUAAAUUAAUUUUAAAAUAAAAACAUUUUUUUUGU